Messenger RNA from Aspergillus melleus, 3777 nucleotides. RefSeq names its product DEAD/DEAH box helicase (gene RAD5). Bases 1 to 3777 code for a protein of 1258 amino acids. Gene Ontology annotation, molecular function: ATP-dependent chromatin remodeler activity; ATP binding; nucleic acid binding. NCBI's taxonomy places the organism in Eukaryota, Fungi, Ascomycota, Eurotiomycetes, Eurotiales, Aspergillaceae. The transcript has a single exon. The record is from RefSeq and is a predicted model, not a curated record.
AUGGAUUUCGGCGAUCUCAAUGACAGACCUUUAAAGAAACGCCGCUUUUUCGUGGACGAGGAAGCCCCGUCUCCCGCAACAAAAGAAGUCAGCGCCACAGGCGCAGAUACUGACGCGUCGGCUCCUCGGUCCUCUCAUCUGGACGAGGGCAAUAAUGACUUUUCUACUGGGCAUGGGGAACAGGUUGAAUCGCCGUCAAAUGGGCGAACUCCACUGAGGCCGUCGGUGCCGUUCUUUUCUAAUGACCACUUCCACAUUGCCUCCGACCCAUAUGUCCGAACUCAGAUCAAUGGACACGAACGAACGGCCGAAGACGCGACGAUUCAUGACAAUGGCCUGCUGGGUCAGACCAACACACACAAUACGAACGAUAUAAACGGUGAUGCGGUCCCUACAUCGAACGAUACGGCGGAAGCGAGGCGUCUCGGGGAGGAAUCGACGGUGGAAGAGACACUCGAACAAGGCAACGCAAAUGGAUUCGAUACGGAAGCCUUUACUAGCAUUGUCGGUGAACAACUUCCAGCGGAUACCAUACGCAAAAUCCGAAACGUUGCCGGCGACGAUCUGGAGAGGGCCGUCAAUGUCUAUUUCGACGGGUCCUGGAAAACAUCAACCUCUCGCGCCGUGAGCCAAACGACUUUGAUACCUCGGGAGCGGACGACCCCCUCGCAACCUACCCCUGUUGAAAGAUCUCCCACACAGGACGCAAGCGCGCCGCGUCGUACGGGUCAACCUCUAGUGCGGUACAUCGGGGCUUUUGGCGUUGGUGCGUGGGCCACUAGGAGCGGAAUGGGGCUGCUGAAGCACGGAGACAAGGUCAAUAUCGAGAGAGCAAGGUCGCAGCCAGUCUCGAAGCGUGGUCGAGGAGGCAGACUCAUCACCAAUCAGAAAGGGGAUGUUUUGACUCGAUUCACGAACAGUGCCGGGCAGGAGAUUGGAAGGUUGCCUCGAGAGACGGCGGAAUGGGUGUCGACUCUGAUCGACCAGAAGGCUUGCAAGUUUGAAGGCGUUUGCGUCUAUUCUCCGGACCGAGUUCGUGUCAACGAUACGAUCUACUUGCAAUUAUGGUGCUAUCUCCGUAUAGAGGCAUUCCAGCCCUGGAUCGUCGACAGCAGCCUUGACGAUAACAGAUCGACGACUAUAUUCGAGGAGCAAGAAAGCGCAGAGGAGAAGCGUCUGCGUCUUCGUCAGGUUGCUUUGGUGCAUCUAUUCGACGAAAUCGGUCUCAACCCGACAUCGAUUAAUGACAUGACCAGAAAGCACAAGAAAGAGGGUUUGCUUCGCGCUGCAGAAAUUGCAGAGCAAUACGACAAGAACAAAAAGGAAAGCAAGUCUAACGGCAAUUCGUCCGAGGAAGAGGACUCCGGAGAGCUUGAGGAAGACCAGCUGGACACUCUUUACAAGAAGGCCCAGUCGUUCGACUUUAACAUGCCCACGGCAGAACCACCAUCCACGUUCACCAUGAAUCUUAGGAAAUAUCAAAUGCAAGCGCUGCAUUGGAUGCUGGCAAAAGAGAGGGACAACAAGUCUGGCCGGGAAAGAUCAAUGCACCCGCUGUGGGAAGAAUACGUGUGGCCGGCCAAGGACGUGGACGACAAUAAUCUCCCAGUCGUUGAGGGUGUUGACCAUUUCUAUGUCAACCCAUAUUCCGGCGAGCUCAGCCUCGAAUUCCCGGCACAGGAGCAACAUUGCUUAGGUGGCAUACUAGCAGACGAAAUGGGUUUGGGUAAAACCAUCGAAAUGAUGGCUCUAGUCCAUUCUCAUCGCAACGUCUACCCAGAUCACGCAGACAGCGCUCCCAGCUCGGUCAGUGAUCUUACGAGACUUCCUGUUUCUUCUAAUGCUGUAGUCCCUGCUCCUUACACGACCCUUGUCGUUGCCCCCACAUCCCUGAUCUCACAAUGGGAGAGUGAGGCAUUGAAGGCGUCUCAAGAAGGAACGAUGAAAGUUCACUUAUAUUAUGGCAACGACAAACUUGUGGAUCUGCGAACGCUCUGCUCGGCAAACAACCCGGAAGCCCCGAACGUGAUUGUCACUAGUUAUGGCGUUGUGCUGUCGGAAUAUCGGUAUUUCAUAUCACAGAUGUCUUCUUCGAUUAGUACUGGCGGCUUAUUCUCUGUGGAAUUCUUCCGUGUUAUUCUGGAUGAAGCACAUAUGAUCAAAAACCGAUUGUCAAAGUCCGCCAGAGCCUGCUAUGACCUGAAGGCCACCCAUCGCUGGGUGUUGACAGGAACGCCUAUCGUCAAUCGCCUAGAGGAUCUGUUCAGCUUGGUGCGGUUUCUGAAAGUUGAGCCCUGGAACAAUUUCUCGUUCUGGAAAACCUUCAUUACCGUGCCAUUUGAAUCGAAGGACUAUGUGCGCGCACUUAACGUCGUUCAGAGUGUGCUCGAGCCUUUGGUGCUUCGACGUACGAAAACGAUGAAGACGCCUGAAGGAGAGCCUCUGGUGCCCCUUCCUCGUCGGACAAUCACGGUUGAAGAGAUCCAACUCUCGGACCAGGAACGUGAGAUUUAUGACUAUAUCUACACUCGGGCAAAGCGAACAUUCAAUGAAAAUGUGGAAGCUGGAACACUUCUGAAAUCUUUCACAACAAUCUUUGCCCAGAUCCUGCGCCUUCGCCAAACAUGCUGUCAUCCUGUUCUCACCCGCAACAAAGCGAUUGUUGCAGACGAGGAAGACGCGGCGGCUGCAGCGGAUGAUGGCAACGGACUGAAGGAUGACAUGGAUCUGCAAGAAUUGAUCAAUAAAUUCACAACGGCAACGGAAGAAGCAGAUUCCAACGAGACCCAAGACUCUUCGACCAAGUUCACAACAUACGCCCUGAAGCAGAUUCAAAACGAGUCCAGCGGAGAGUGUCCCAUCUGCUCCGAAGAGCCCAUGAUCGAGCCCGCGGUAACCGCAUGCUGGCAUAGUGCAUGCAAGAAGUGUCUGGAAGACUAUAUCCGCCAUCAGACCGACAAAGGCGACUCACCUCGAUGCUUCUCCUGCCGAGCACCAGUCAGCAACCGCGACAUCUUCGAAGUAAUCCGCCACCAAUCCCCCAACACGACACCCACCGCCGAAACCGACAUCUACAGCAGCACGCCUCCUACAAGCACACAAUCCGCGCCACGAAUCUCCCUCCGGCGAAUCAACCCACUCUCCCCAACCGCACACACCUGUGCCAAAAUCCACUCUCUCAUCAACCACCUCCACCGCGUCCCCUCGAACACCAAAUCCGUCGUCUUCUCCCAAUUCACCAGUUUCCUAGACCUCAUCGGCCCCCAGCUCGACCGGGAAGGCAUCCCCUACCUCCGCCUCGACGGAACCAUGCCCCAGAAACAGCGCGCCCAAGUCCUCGCGCAAUUCACCAAACUCGACUCCUACGACCAGGAAGACAUCGAGGACGAAUCCGAACCCGGCACCACAACUCCCUUCCGUCUCAACUCCACAGCCAAGAAACCACCCGCCCCGACUCCGCGCGUUCUCCUAAUCAGUCUUCGCGCCGGCGGCGUCGGUCUCAACCUCACGGCCGCAAGCAACGUCUUCAUGAUGGACCCGUGGUGGAGCUUUGCCAUCGAAGCGCAGGCGAUCGACCGCGUGCAUCGGAUGGGCCAGUUGCGGGACGUCUCGGUGACGAGGUUCAUUGUGAAAGACUCCAUCGAGGGCCGCAUGUUACGGGUCCAGGAGCGGAAGAUGAACAUCGCGGGAUCCUUGGGAUUGAGGGUUGGUGGGGAUGGAGGGGAGGAUGAUAAGAAGAAGGAUCGAAUUGAGGAGUUGAAGUUGUUGUUUGAGUAG